AUGGCAUCCCGUGAACACGAAAACGCCCUUUCCGGAGGCGACACCGACAGCAUUGCCUCUAUGGAAUCCAGCUCAGCUCUCUCUCCAACAGAUGGGUACUUUCGUCCCAGCACUCUCCCCCAACAAGUGUUCCACGAAACCUCUGCUAGACUUCCAGAUGAUUCCAACGCAAAUGCGGCUCCCCAGCAGUCAACGUCCUACGUAGCUGCAUAUUAUCUUCCAAAGGAGCCCGAGCAGCCCUCACCAAAUUCAAACCACCGACGUUCAAGGUCAGAUCGGUCCAAUCAUCUGGAUGAGGCGACUCCGCUGCUGGGCGAACAGUAUCGUGAUGUCGAAGACCCUCCACCUGCCUAUGAAGAAAGUACAGCUAGCCCAUAUUCUGGGACACGUACCGCAACCACAAACUAUGGAUCAAAUAGCGAGACCAUUGAACCCACACCUCAAAGUCCAGAAUUGUAUUCAACACUCGAACCAGCCAUAAUUGGCGGCCACGCUGGGCGCUACAAUGAGGAACCUGCCAGACCAAAUGGGUAUAUAAGGCGGUCGAAUCGCCGAAGACCUGCCGGCUGCUGUUGUCGUAUCGCUCUGAUCGUUCCAUUGCUCUUCAUUUUCCUUUCCAUCCUGGAUGCUCUAACCCCGGAAUCUGGAGAUGGAUAUCGGAAUCCGUGGCAAGACAUCGAUCUCGGAACUUGGCCUAAAGAGUGUUCAUUGCGGUCGACAAGUGGAGCAUUGAUCGAGAUGGACGACGGCGACAAAUUCUCGCUAUCCGAAGAUGUGACGACCUCGAAACAUCCGCACUUCGACUCCAUGUACGGGCGAGUGUAUCUGACAACCGGGCUAGAUUCUCAGGCGAGUCCGAUACUUGUGAACCUUUCGAUUUCUACAAGCUCGGAGUACGACGUGUCGUACGUUCGCUUCAUCAAAACCGCAUCCCAUUUGCAGAUCCUCCCGCCGGUCUUGAAGCCGAAUGGUCGUGACCCCUCGUCGCCCUCACCUUGCAUGGAAAUCGACGUGUAUGUCACGAUUCGGCCAGGCGUGCAGCUAGCCAACCUAUCGAUUGAUUUGCACCGGUUGGACCUCCUGAUAGGCGCGUCUUCGGCAAUCGAAGUCACCGAAUUAGCCAAGAUCGGACUUACGAGCGGGUCUCUGGAAAGCGUUCUGCCCCUCAACUCCCGGGAGACGAAGAUUCGAGUGGGAACCGGUUCCGUCAAUGGAAAAUAUACACUGAUGGACCUCCUCGACAUCGAAACUACUACUGGAAGCGUCAAUAUCGAAGUCGAACCCAAGGAUGCCGAUGAGCAUAAAAACCCGGCAAGUUUCAAAGCAUUUAGCCGUACCGGAAGCAUUCAUGUGGAAUACCCAAAGACUGGCUGGAGCGAACGAUCGCUCUCGAUGAGUGCUGUAAGCGCUCUCCACAUUCCCAACCGUGAUUAUGCGGUCAAUGUCCAUUCCAACGUUGGUAGUAUUUCCGGCUACUACUUCUUCGGAUCGACAGCUCGAUUCACGACGCAAUCCGGCUCGAUCUCGACGACUCUUCUUCCUGUGUUACCGCCGUCAUCCCAAGCGCACGAAGCAGACAUGGAACUCAAAACGUGGACCAAAUCUGGUCAUCAGAACGCGCAUCUGGCAAAUCCCAUCGCUCUCUCAUCCAACGGUGAACAUUCUCCCGUUGAGAAAUGGAGAAACAUCCGGUCCAAACAUGAAACCUUAACCGGUUCGAUCUCACUACAUUACCCGAGCUCUUGGGAGGGCACGUUGAAGGCAACUACCACUUUCGGCUCUGUUCAGGUUCUGGGCGAUGGAAUUCGUAUCAUUGAUCAAGAGGACGGCAUCGGCCACCAUAAAGUCAAGGCCGUCAAAGGGAUUAGCCAGGACAGCGAGGGCAGUUAUUUGAAAGCUCAUGCCACUACAGGAUCUGUCAACGUUGAAAUAGGGGAUUGA
This is a messenger RNA of Eremomyces bilateralis CBS 781.70, 1941 nucleotides long. RefSeq lists its product as uncharacterized. NCBI's taxonomy places the organism in Eukaryota, Fungi, Ascomycota, Dothideomycetes, Eremomycetales, Eremomycetaceae. The coding region runs from base 1 to 1941 and encodes 646 amino acids. The record is from RefSeq and is a predicted model, not a curated record. The transcript has 2 exons.